This is a messenger RNA of Gasterosteus aculeatus aculeatus (three-spined stickleback), 5054 nucleotides long. NCBI's taxonomy places the organism in Eukaryota, Metazoa, Chordata, Actinopteri, Perciformes, Gasterosteidae. The record is from RefSeq and is a predicted model, not a curated record.
AGCUCCGGUUAGCUAGCAUUUUCUCACGCUAGCGCUGCCACAAAGCACAACGGAAGUUGUCGCUGGACCCAGCUAGUGAGAACAGCGGAUACCGUCGUUAUGCUUCACAUACAUCCAUGUAUCGUUCGUCCUUGUCUCGUGUCGUAGUCGACAACCGGCUCGAUUGUAUAAAGUAACUUUCAGUGUUAAGUGGACAACGUUAGCUUGUCUGUCGCUGUGGCUAAAUCAGUCAGCUAACUAACUGUAGCAUAAAAAUUACGCUAGCGUGGCUAACGUAACGUCCGCAGGAGAAGCCCCUGACUUGAAGGAAGGAAGGAAGCAAGGGAGGAAAUUCAUAAGCAGGAUCACUGUGCGCUGUUGCUCAUGCAGAGCUAGCAAAUAUUUUGUGUCUCCCGAGUCCCCGCAACGUGACGCAUUUAGAAGAAGGUGACUAUCCGUGCACCCUGUGUGACAUUUAACACUAUUUGCUGUAUGCGGAUGCUGUUGGCGUUACUUAUGUUAACUGUCAACAACAACAAUAACACGCCUCCUGGUCAGCGGUACACUGCGACCGAGGGCUUAGCACGCUAGCUAACAGCUUUCUAAGAAGUUGUGUAUCUUGACUUAUUCAACGUUGAGUCAAGCAACAAGCCGGCGUUUUAACGUGUCAUCGUCGGACGCUGAGGCGACCACCAUGGCAUCGGAUGUGCUCGAGAGCGAAGCGGUGCUGAAGGGUGUCAGCGGCGUGGAUUUGAACAAAAGGAGCCCAGAUCCAGUCACACCCGGGGGGACUGACGGGGGGCCGGGUACCGGACGGACGUCUAGUCGCUCGUCUUCUGGGGUGUCAGGAGAAGGCGAUGUCGGGCAGUCGGACGAAUUGGGGAAUAGCGCCGCUUCCGCGGUUGAAAAUGGCGAAGAGGCUCUAAGCGAAACCAGAGGUGCGCCACAGGAAAGGACGAGUCCGGACAACGAGCAGCAGCAGCAGCAGCGGCGGCGGGGAGCAAGGAGCUCUUCCCCGGUCAGCCUCCCCCAGCCACGAUCACCUCCCGGGCCCAUCGGAAGCCUAGAGCGUCAAGAGUCAGUCGCCACGUCAGAAGCUCGCCUAAGACUGGAGGGAGUUGAACUAAAGGAAGAGUGGCAAGAUGAGGACUUUCCACGGCCUCUACCCGAGGAAGAGGAGCUUGAACAUGAACUUUUUGCAGGAGCUUCUGAAGAAAUAGACCCUGGCUAUGCAAAGGGACACGGCAAGAACGUGAAGAAGAAGCUCGCAGCCCCCAUUAUCAGUCUCACACUCGACCACAGCGAAGGUUCUCUUCUCUCUGACGAGCUGGAUGAAAGUACAGAGCUGGACCUCGAUGACAUUGACACACCAUCGGACAAUAGCAAUGAGUUUGAGUGGGAAGAUGAUCUCCCUAAGCCGAAAGCCACAGAGCUGCUUCAGAAGGGCGUGGCGUCGGUGCAGGAGUACUCCGCCUCGGAGGAGAGGGAGGAGGGCCGGCGCUGGAGGGUGUUUCGCAUCGGGGACCAGGAACACCGCGUGGACAUGAAGGCCAUCGAGCCUUACAAGAGGGUCAUCAGCCACGGAGGUUACUACGGAGACGGUCUGAAUGCUAUAAUUGUGUUCGCUGUGUGCUUCAUGCCUGAAAGCAAUAAACCAAAUUACAAAUACAUCAUGAACAACUUAUUCAAGUAUGUCAUUGGCACGCUGGAGCUUUUGGUCGCUGAGAACUAUAUGAUUGUGUAUUUGAAUGGGGCAACCUCUCGGAAAAAGAUGCCAACAGUUGGCUGGCUCCGAAAAUGUUAUCAGCAGAUUGACAGGAGGUUGCGGAAGAACUUAAAGUCUUUGAUAAUCGUCCAUCCUUCUUGGUUUAUUCGCACGCUGCUGGCACUCACAAAGCCUUUCAUAAGUUCUAAAUUUUGUCAGAAAAUCCAGUUUGUGUUCAGCUUGACAGACCUUGGAGAACUGGUUCCGAUGGAGUAUGUUUCCAUACCAGAUUGCAUCAAACAACUGGUUCUUGGUUGAAGGUAGGAGCAAAACUGUUUUUGUUUCCAUCUGAAAUUCCGGAUUUGACUGCUGUGCAGUGGAACAAUACAUGGCUGCUCUCCAGAAUUAGUAAAUGAAUGAAUCUGCUGAGAUCCCCUUCCAGCUCUUCCUCUUCCUACAGGCUUCAUCUCAACUUUCUCCAAACAUAAUGAAUCGAUUUUGAAACAAAUGUAGACCCUUUGGCGCGCCUCUCUGUUUUUCCUGUAUUUGGUUCUCAACAUCUGGCAGUGUUGUGCAUACGCAGCGUCAGCUCUGACUCGUCUGUUAAGUAUUGGUUACGUUUCAUCUGUAAGUGUUGUUUCACCAACAGUCGGCUUCUCCUGUGAGGCUGUGUGUCAAUGGCUAUGAGUCUGACUCGCCUCAAAUUUAGUACCAUUCAGCUUCGCGUUCGAAGCCCCAAUAUUACCGGACAGGACUUAAUCAUUUCCACAAAUCAUGGGCACUUUCUGCCCAUGAACGUAGAGAUCCAUAUGCAACAAAAAAGCAUGUGUGAAAUGCUCAUUUAGAGAGUGUUACAGCGUUUCAACAACUGUUAACCUGUACGGAUAUGCUUAACUAUAGCGCACAUGCUGAGAAAUUGCUCGUGCUGUAUUUAUGCUGGAUGUGGCUUAACCCGCCGGUCUUCUGUCCAUGAGGGAUUCAGGGAAGUCAGAAAUGCGAAUCGAAUCGAAUCUUAUCAAAUGUUUUUUGCUCUUUUGGAUGUCUGGUUGCUUUUGGCUGUGUAAUUCUCCUCUCCUUCCCUGCCCCCUCUUAAGGUUUGACAACAAAAAAAAUAGUAAAAGCCGUAAAAGAUAUAUGCACUUGCACCCAGGAUCCAACUCGACAUUCCUUCACAAAACUAACAACGAAAUGAUCCGUUCGCUCUCAGAAACGCACCAAUGCACCAAGGUGCAAGUUGUGUCCCAGGAUAAAUUGCUCUUCCCUUCCGGCCAAACCCAACAACUAGCUUGCCCAACAUCCCACAUCUCUCUCACAGUAGAUUUCCCUUAGAAGCAGACUGACGAGCUGUUUGAUUGGUUUCCCCAAAAAUAGAUGGCCUGGUGAUUUGUUUAACCAACUACAUAUUUUUUCUCAGCCCAUUAUGUGAUGUUCAUUUUUAAAGUCAUUUCUUGUUAAAUGUAUUGCCUCCAAAUAACAUCAGCUAUCAUUAUGCACUUUGAAGCCCAUCCUUCAACACAAGGCACUUGUUUCCACUGGGAUGCUGAAUAAUUGAUUUAUGUCAAUAAAGUCAGGAUUGUUUUUAAAGGUAAAUGAUUUCCUUUCUUCUCUCUGAUAUUAAAGUCGGGGCAUUGUGUAGCAGUAACUUGCAUGUGUCUUUCAUAAACACAGGCUUUGUGGGUGAUGUUGGGUAAGUUUGUUUGCGUUUGUACGACAGAUUGGGGGCGGGACUACGAGGGAGCAGCUGGUCUUAGUCACUGUGGCUUCGUGGUUGCACCGCUGUCAUGCCCUCACAAGGCUCCCCUCAGUAGCUCACCCUCACCAAACACUUGCCCCGGUUCACUCUCACAGCUCUACGCAUGACUCACUGCACACCCACUCCCUGCUGAUGUUUUAAUUACUGCCCCAAUCCUUUUGUCAACCUUGCUCAAGCACACAGAACCGUUCUGCUCGGUACGGAUAGGUAGCGUGAGGAUUAUUCGUUUGCAGAGAUAUUGUGUCAUAUUAAAACAACACGUAUUAACUGAAUCACUGUCUGGUUGUGUAAUGCGUUGCACGGUGGUUCUUCUUAAGUUAAGAACCGGUGCACUAAAGCCUCACACAUUGCCAUGGAGCUGUCUCAGGCUGUAAUGACCAACCUUGCACAACGGUUGCACUUGUAUAGAAUGAACGGUUUGUUCACAUAUCAGUGUAAUACAUUUAUUUAUACAUUUUGUUAUUGUACCACUAUUUUGCAGAGUGAGCAGUCUGUGCCCUAACAGGGAUUUAUAGCAUACAUUAUUGCAUUGGUCAACAGAAGUGAGAACCUCCAAGCAUUUAAAUUUCAUUCAGUAGAAAAGGCAUGGACAAAACGAGGCAUUCAUGUGUUUGCUGAAAGCACAAGUCUGGGGUCGUCGUGGCGCAGGGGUUAGAGAAGGUGUGCUGGGAAGCACAAGGUUGGUGGUUCGAGUCCAGGCUGCCCCAUAUUCCAUGUCGAAGUGUCCCUGAGCAAGACACCUAACCCCUAAUUGCUCCCCAGGUAAAAAUGUGAAAAAGCCAUGAGUUUAAAGUGUAAUGUAAGUCGCUUUGGAUAAAAGCAUCUGCUAAAUGACCUGUAAUGUAAUGGUAAGUCUAGAAAGUAGUUCCCUUUUUAACGGUACAAGUGCAACGGCUACAUUUCACGGUGUGAUUCUAUGUACUGUGGGUUUGUGGGCAGUGUCCGCUAUAAUAGAAGACAUGCGACCCCUGGCACACAGAGGUCUGAUGACUGUUGAAUUUGUCUGCAGAAUUGACUAGAGCAUGCACGGCAAAGUGGAGAUCGCAGCUGCCGCUGUUCCAGAGUGACCGUCAGCAUCAGGCCGCGAUCAAGGAGAACGCUUCGGACCGCCGCGACUCUACAUCAUCAUACAUCAUGUGCCUUUUUUGAAACUAUGCUGCCCGUCACACUGUGGAACUUUUUACAGAUCGAUCUGUAGCAUUUUUCCCACAUGCUGUCUGGAACAUUUUUAAUCUAUAUUUUUAUUUUAUAUUUACUGCCGAAAUAUGUCAUACUUAUCUUCUGGGUGUUACUGGUGUAUCUGCACAUUAUUUAAGGCGGUUGCUGCAUGUUCUGCUUUAUUACAUUUAAAUAUGUAUUUAUAUUCAAAGGGUGUCAAUGGAGAGAAAUUAAUAUAUUUUUAUGGUUGCUCUGAUUUGUAUAAUACAUUGUAGGUGUCUGACUCGUUCACUAUCAUUUCAUAGAACACGUUUUCAUAGCACCUUUUUUCAAUGUUCACUUCUGAUGUUCUCAAUCAAAAUUUUGCAUGGGGAAAUUUUUCCCCUCAGCAAAAAUCUGAAGCAAAGAUGUAGGUCUUAAUUUAACAUUUUCUUCAAGUAAACCCAUUAAUCCACCUCA